Drosophila sulfurigaster albostrigata is the source of this 915-nucleotide messenger RNA. RefSeq names its product cuticle protein 16.5. Lineage: Eukaryota; Metazoa; Arthropoda; Insecta; Diptera; Drosophilidae. The record is from RefSeq and is a predicted model, not a curated record.
UAUUUUUUCGUAGGGUUCAGUUCAAGUUCAAUGCUGACUUUGCAAACCCGAAAAUUUGCACAAACGAGUUUGGCAAUUUGUCUUGUGUUUGACGGGGUUUGUUUGUAUUUUUGCUUGAAGGACACUUUGGCCAAACACUACACUUUUUGGCUGUAUAAAAGAGCCCACUUUGAUAUCCAACGGCAUCAGUCAGUCGCUUAGCUUCAUUUCGAGUAGCCAACCGCAAAAUCCAAAACACCCAAACUCAACAUGUUCCGUUAUCUUGCCAUCUGUGCUUUCGCCACCAUUGUUGCUGCUGCUCCUGGUUUGAUCGAGCAACAUCAUGUGGUUGCUGCUGCUCCCGUUGUUGCCAAGGUUGGCGCCGUAGUGCACGCUGCUCCCUUGGCCACUUCCCACCAGAGCUUCACCCAGUUCCACAACCAGGCUGUGAUCACACCCGUCGUUAAGACCAUCGCUCCCGUUGUGCCCGUUGUGAAGACCGUUGCUCCCGUUGUUCCUGUUGUGCACCAUGUUGCUCCCGUUGUCCCAGUGGUGAAGACUGUGGCUCCAGUUGUGCCCGUGGUUCACCAGGUGGCUGCUCCCAUUGUGCCCGUUGUCAAGCAUGUGGCUCCAGUUGUGCCCGUUGUCAAGACUGUCGUCGCUCCUGCUGUGCACCACCAGACCUAUGUGGCUCCCGUUUCGGUUGUGAAGACCGUGCCCCACGCUGUCUCUCACCAGAGCCACACCCAGAUCCACCAGAAGGCCAUCUACACCCCGGUUGUGGCUCCCGUUGUCAAGACCAUCGCCACCCCCCGUUGUGCCUGUUGUGAAGCAUGUUGCUGUUGCUGCUCCCGUUGCUCAUGUCUACCACCAUUAAGAAACUUAUUUAUCGAUGCAGCGAGUUGUUGACUAUUUCAGUAAAUAAACGAAUGUUGA